UAUAAAAACUUCUCGUCUAGCACUCGUUGCAAAUUAACCAGAAUGAAAUUUAUUAAAACAUUAUCAGUGGGUCUCACAUUGGUUGUCACAAUAUCUCUUUACGCGGAGAUUCCAGAAGUUUUGUUCAGAAAACUAUUUUACGUGCUAAGUUAUAAGAAUAAUUUUUCCGCUGGAACGGGAUACAUUUUCAUUAUUUUUUUAUUUUGGAUAAAGUUUUUAAUAAAUAAAAUUUACGAGCCACCAGGGAAAGUGGAAGAAGGAAUAUAAUUAGGAGUUUUAAUGGACACCGUGCAGGAAGAAAACAGCCUCUCCUCUACACUGAGUCCAAUUGUAGAAAACGAUGCAUUCUCAUUACCUGCAUCUCCACAAUUACCGACCCUGCAGUCAACAGGAUCUCAGGUUUAUCAAUCUUCACCUGCUCCUCAAGUAUCUCAAAUAAUAAACGAUUUUAUGAAUUCUUCAAAUAGAGCAGUACCUGAACAAAUGACAGAUAGCACUAAUAAUUCAAGAAGUAAUUCUCGAAGAGCUUCGGUAAUAAUUCAAGCACUCCGAAGACCGUCACAAGCUGUAGCUCUCUCAGCUGCACAAAUUGUAAUGUCACAAAGGCGAUAUAUAUUGGGGCUUUUUAACGAUUCUUCAGAUUUAUCAAAAAAAGAAGACAUGGAAAACAAAGAACUGCAGAAAUUGAAGCACAACAGGAAAAUUGGGGAAGAUGCUUUGUCAAUAAUCCUAUCUGCACUUUAUGCCAAACUGAUCGUCGUACUUGGUAUAGCGUUUCCCACAUUAGAAGUUAUCACUAACGCGAAAACAUUUUUCUAUCAAGGUUUUUAUUUGUAUUUGUAUAUUGGAAGUAUAUUAUUUGUUAUAUACAUGUACGCUACUCUACUUAAAGAAAAGGCGCUCGUUGAAAUGAUAAACAAUUACAAUCGAGGAAAGUCGGGAGUACUUCAAAAAACUUCACGUGUCGCCCCUAAAUAUGGAAGUUUCUACUUGAGGUUAGGAGCAAUAGCUUUCGGAAUUGGAAGUAUGGUAUAUUCCGGAUUGGAGUUUGGACGAUACUUUGAGCUUAAGAAUAAUCUAGAAUGCAAUUCUAAUAUCCUUCAUGCCAUAACUCCUGUUACUAGAAUGGUACUUACUUUAGUUCAGGUGCAAUUCAUAUUUCUUAAUAGCAAGAAUAUAGAUUUCAAUGAUCACAAAACUAUCGCUAGAUUUGGUAUAAUGCAUAUGAUAGCAACCAAUUUAUCGGAAUGGUUGUACGUGUUGGUAGCUGAAACUAAGCACGAAAUCAUCCAUCUAUCAGAAAAUCGACAUGCAGUGGAAACAGUAGACAAAUUUUGUCAAGAUGGACUAAUAAUGGGAUCAUUAGUUGCGAAUGCCAGUCCAUUUUUGUUUCCAUGUACUAUUGAGUACAGUCUUAUCUGUGCAGUGAUACUUUUUGAAAUGUGGAAGAAGAUCAAAAUGGAACCGAAGCAUAAAAAUGUGGAAAAAGAUAAAAACGUCAGAUUUCAACCUGAACAGAAUAAAGUAAUGACGCAUUUUCAGUUUGAUCAAUUUGGAGGUAAAGUUAUAAAUCCGAAUCACCAUUUUACUAUCGAUUGCUCCAAUGCGCACAAAGGUCUAUUUGCAGGCAUAUUAGUGAUUGUAUUAACCAUCAUUUCACUAAUAAUGUUCUUUGUUCUGACAAAUACCAAACGACAAAACGAAAAAGUUGCUAUAUUCGAGGUUAACGUCGUAGAAUUAUCUUUGUAUGUCGUAACUACUUUGGCUGUUAUCGUGGCAAUGAUAAAGAUGCGACACUUCAAAUACGACCGGAAAAAUGGCCAAGAAGGCAACAGCUCGGGAAUUGGUUUGGACUGCAUUUUGCUGGUGGUGGCUCAAACUGGCAUGUUUAUUUAUUGCGUAUUUUCCGUAAUUGGUUGUUGCUUCACGUACGACGCUAACAACGAAAUCGAAGUCGCAGUCGAGAUCUUUUCAUUCAUACAAACUUGUAUCCAAACAAUUUUCAUUUUGGAUGCGUGGUGGAGAAGAUGCAGAAAUAUUGAACAAUUCAAAUGUAAACCUGGGAAAGAAAUUAUAACUUUUCUAAUAGUUGCAAACAUGGCGAUGUGGGCGAUAAAUACUUUGGAAAAGAACAGAGCGGAGUUUAGGCCUAGUCAUUUGGAUUUUUUCGGCGAUUGGGCUUGGACUAUCAUAACACACAUUUCUAUGCCUUUGGCUAUUUUCUACCGGUUUCAUUCUACUAUAUGUUUAUUCGAAAUUUGGAAAACUGUUUAUAAAAUUAAAACUAAAUAUGAUACGAAUUCGGUACCCCUAAUGUAAUUCAACUGUCAUUUCUUUGGUGGUUGAAGACUCUGAGAAAAAUAAAUGAAUUAUUAUAUAUCUAUAAGAUGAAUCCGAUUGAAAUAUCAUGACGUUAAAAAAUUAUCAAGUAUUUUGUGAUAAGAUAAGAUAAGAUUAUUGAAUCAGUUAUUUAAUUACCAUCCAAUUUCUAAAAGACAUGACUAAAUCUUUUUUAUUAUUGGGGAGCUGAAGAAACUGAUCUAAUCAUUAUUAUUUGAGUGAUAACAAGAAGAGCGCUCUGAUUUUGUAUAAUUCAGAUCUGGAUUCAAAAUGAAUUAUUCUAAAAAAUACUGAAAUUAGAUGAAACUAAGUUGAAUUUCACAUUUAUAAUUAAUUAGUUGAUUUGUAUUAAAUUCAUAUUUUAUUUGUAAGAUACUUAAUGUUUUUGCUAGAAUAAAUUUUAUAAUGAA
Molecule: messenger RNA, 2750 nt
Organism: Diorhabda carinulata
Lineage: Eukaryota; Metazoa; Arthropoda; Insecta; Coleoptera; Chrysomelidae
Product: proton channel OtopLc-like
Exons: 11
Coding region: 280-2319 (679 amino acids)
Biological process (GO): proton transmembrane transport
Cellular component (GO): membrane
Molecular function (GO): proton channel activity
Source: RefSeq, a predicted model, not a curated record